Molecule: messenger RNA, 675 nt
Organism: Pararge aegeria (speckled wood butterfly)
Lineage: Eukaryota; Metazoa; Arthropoda; Insecta; Lepidoptera; Nymphalidae
Product: zinc finger CCHC domain-containing protein 24-like
Exons: 3
Coding region: 53-523 (156 amino acids)
Source: RefSeq, a predicted model, not a curated record
CAAAGAACUCGUCCGACAAAGUGCCGCCCCGUGUCCACCAACCUGAGGCCUCAUGUGCAUGUACACCGGCAACACGCCCUUCAGACCGGAACACUGCAAUGCUGCUUGGCAGCAGAAAGCGGUAGUACAUACUUUCCGGGCGAGAUCUGUCUAUUGGACCAGGUCUGUCUUUAAAAAAGUGGAAGAGAACAAGAAUGGGGACGAAGCCGGAGAACAGAAGGGGUUGACGCCGUAUCAAGGUAAAAAGCGGUGCUUCGGCGAGUACCGAUGCCCUCAAUGCAAGCGCCGCUGGAUGAGCGCCAACUCCUGGGCCAACAGUGGCCAGGACUGUAACAAGUGUAGGAUCAACGUGUAUCCCCACAGACAGAUGCCCCUCCAUAAACCUGGGGGUCUGGAUAAAAGCGAUCCGACUAAGAAGCACCCGCGCGAACUUUGCCAGAAGUGCCGCUCUCUCAAAUCCUAUUGUGGCCGUAGAGAUUGGACCGCAGCAAUAGCCAGGGUAAACGGCAUAGCCCUGGGCUAGAUAGAAGCCACGCGAAUUGCAAACGUACCUAUUAAAAUAAGCGACAGUUACUAAUUGAAAACGUUGCAACACACUGAAUUUUACCUUCUUUAUAACUUACCACUUUUAUUCUUUGCGGUGUACAAUCAUUCAAAUAAAUGUACAUACAUCUA